Leptomonas pyrrhocoris is the source of this 783-nucleotide messenger RNA. RefSeq lists its product as hypothetical. NCBI's taxonomy places the organism in Eukaryota, Euglenozoa, Kinetoplastea, Trypanosomatida, Trypanosomatidae. The transcript has a single exon. The record is from RefSeq and is a predicted model, not a curated record. The coding region runs from base 34 to 783 and encodes 249 amino acids.
GAUGCGGAAAGGGGCAGAGUAAUAGUGCACACGAUGCUGCGUCGUACGCUGGCGUGGUUGAACCGGCCUAAGGGCCCACCUGGUCAGCGGCCCGGCAAGGAGUACCGCCUCACUGUACCGUACCGCAGCGAGGUCGCCAUGCUGCGCGAGGGCGGCUACAAGAAGUUCAACAGCAACAUCCGCGAGCUCUUCAAGAAACCACUGGAGAAGAAUAACAUCAAGGCCAUCCCACGCGAUCUGGGGGAGCUGCCCCGCAACUACGUGGUGAAGCUGCUCUUCUUCCACCAGCCCAUCCGUCUGCUGGACUUGUGGGAAAUCUGCAAGCAGCACGACGAUGUCCCCCUCGACUCCGCGCGUCACCUGCGUCUCGUGAUCAAGAUCGCAAAGCUGCAGAAGUGGAUCUACGCGGAGAAGAACCAAUCAAACAACCUGUACUACUUCUACAUUCAUCAGAGCCGCACCCACGAGGUGCAGCAGAUGGUGCGGCAGGACGAAGUUGAAAAGCGCGAGCGCGACGCACGGGCGGUGGCGGAAGAGGUGCGUAAAGAGGACACGCGGCGCGAGCGCGAAGCGCAAGGUCUUGAUGACCGCAUAGUGGCGCUGCAGAACACGUUGGUGAGCAAUGUGGGCCACAUCCGUGCCUUCGAUCCGGCUUUUGUAGACGCCAAACCGUACGUGACGGAGUCUGGCGCGGUGAACUGCGCGUGGCACUGGGACGACGUCAGCUCCGCGGCUGCGGCGGAGAGACGCGAAGGGGCUUCGUCGUCUGCUGCGCGUCCGUAG